Filobasidium floriforme is the source of this 1959-nucleotide messenger RNA. RefSeq lists its product as uncharacterized. Bases 426 to 1919 code for a protein of 497 amino acids. The transcript has 12 exons. Lineage: Eukaryota; Fungi; Basidiomycota; Tremellomycetes; Filobasidiales; Filobasidiaceae. The record is from RefSeq and is a predicted model, not a curated record.
GCCGCUGGCCUCUGCUAAGAUACUAUGGCUGCUGCUGGCCAUGCGCCAUGAUACAUCAAAUAGCUUGCAGCACAAUAAUUGUGGGAAUUAUCGUGCAUUCCCCUCUUUUUUAGCGCGCGAGGAAAAGACAACAAAAAUAAAACACGACAUUUUAUUCAUAACAAAUUCCACAAAGACUGCGGGAUCGGCAUGACCGCCGCUUUCUCUUCUCUGCCGUCAAUAUCAAUCCUGGAAGCCUCUUGUCAUACAUCCAGCUCGACUGUUCCUCGAUAGAGAUCUCCGCCUGGUCGUCUACCUGAAUCUAGAAUUGGUGGUGAUACGCGUAGCUGGAACGGAACACCUCAUCGGAACACAUCAUCAACACAGCCUCUGCAUCGGCCACAUAGAAUCGACCAAGAAACCUCGUCCGGAGAAUAUCAUUCAAUAUGCUCAACUCGGUCCCACGAACCCCGUCUUCAUGGUCUAUCUAUUCAAUCCUAUGUAGCAUACUGGCGGCUACGAUCGUCCGAUCAGCAUGCGUGGACAACUCGACGGAUACCGCCGGUCUGCAGAAGCUCUUGACGGAAGGAGGCGAGGGAUAUACUCUGAGCCUAUGUGCAGGCCAGGUGUAUUCGAUUACCCAGUCUUUGAACUUUACCAACACCAGCCAGGAAAUCAGCACGGAAGGCUACCCGACCGAUUCCACAAGAGCUAUGCUAGUAGUUUCCGGACCCAAAACUCCCCAGGUCAAUCACACUACCGCUGUUCUCGGAGACUGUGAGAACUGUGACUUUAUCAGGAUCAAAAACAUAAUGAUCGACGGUGAUAGGGAUCUGGAGAAUAUGGCACCUUUGCCUGGUGGAGGCAACAUCGAGAUCGGCGGGGCGAACCAGGGACAGAUUGUCGAGAAUGUCAGAUCCUUCAACCCAAGGGGCUGGUCUUGCUUGCACAUUGCUGAAGGCCCAUUCGCUUGCUCGAACGCGACAAUUCGAGGGAAUGACAUCGGUCCCUGCGGGUCUGACUAUUUCCAAUAUUGGGCGGACGGCGUAUCCCUCUCAUGCGCCAACUCGCUGGUCGAGAACAACGACAUCAAGGACGCUACGGACGCUGGGAUCGUCAUCUUCGGUUCUCCGGGAAGUACGAUCCGUAACAAUACCAUCUCGGCGACCGAUAGGGUCAUGCUGGGAGGAAUCAACAUGGUUGACUUUGACCCGUGGCAAGGAAACUUUUCGAACCUGCUAGUUGAAAAUAACAGGAUUUACGGCGGGUUUGCCGACGAAUACGGCAACAGUAGCUUGGGAGUGGCCGAUCAGCCGGCCGUCAUCAAGCUGGGUAUGGCAAUUUCCCCCCAAACGUGGUGGGGAGAUGAGCGAUAUGGCACCAAUACGUCUAGUGGUCCUGCAACCGUUGUUGGCAAUGUCUAUUCUGGCGCCAUGGUCUUCGCUGUAGCCAUCGCCGGAGCCCGCAAUUUCGCCCUAAUCAACAACACUCUGUACGGCAAUACCACUUUUGCUGGUUCCUACGCAGUGAACUGCACGACAGGAGCCGACAAGCCGCACGAACCAACUCCGUUCUUGAUAUCGGACAUAACGACAAAUUCGACAAACAUCACGAUAGACAACAUGAACGAUUUCGUCGAGGGCACGGCAGGUGGACUUACGUGCUUUGGAGUAAUGCAGAUGCCGGAGCUGGACGAAUAUCCUUACGGACCCAACUUUAAUUGGAGCGCUUUGGCAGCCGUUGACAACAAUGCUUCUACGACAACUACCGCCAGCACGGCGGCUUCGACCGGUCUGAACAUGGGCAGUGCGACGGGUACAGACUCUGUCCCAUCGCCUUCUGUGGCCCCGCAGAAUUCUGCCGAGCGGAACACUCUUACGAUGCAGGCCAUCGUCUUUCCCGCGCUGCUGCUGGCAGUUGGCGCUGUUGGGUUGAUUUGAGAAGGCGAUUAAGCUUAUGGACAAUUCGAUAUUAGCACAU